UGGUUGCCAUGGAUUCUUGGGUCACAUGCGUGGGUUUCCUGUAGCCAGCAGCAGCAGAAGAUGCUUGGACCAAAAUCCAGAGCCAUGUUCAUUCAAGAAACAGAAAGGCUUCGCUGUGGAUGGCUUGCUAAACUGGAGGGCUGAAUAGACCUGUCCGCUGAUUUUUGGCCUUUUUUUCUUUUUUGUUCCUUUUUUGGGCUGUGCGUUUUGAUACCAGCUGAAUACACAUUUCAAAGCAAGCCGGCAUUUUGUCCUCCUAAAUAGACUGAUACCAGGAAUGAGUAUAGAAAUUCCUGAAGGACUGACGGAGCUGUUACAGAGCUUUACCGUGGAAGUAUUAAGGAAUCAGCCCAGGGAUUUACUCGAGUUUGCAUUACAGUACUUCACUCAGCUGAAGGACAGUGAAACCAAAGAGGCCUCGUUUGGCAAUGACCAAAAUUCGGCCCCAAGACCUGGUAAAGCGGUCAAUUUCAUUGACGAAGCCAUGCAGAUCGAUUCGGAAAACGGAGAGGAGGAGGAGGAAGAGGAUGACGAGGAAUUCAUAGCCCCCAUUAUUAACAGAUACAUCAGAAGAGCAUCAGUAUGUGCUGAAGCAUUCAACCCUGAUGAAGAUGAGGAGGAUAAAGAACCAAGGGUCACCCAUCCUAAAACAGACAAGCAGAGACAAAGACUACAGGAGGCAUGUAGGGACAUUCUUCUGUUUAAAAAUUUGGAACCGGAAGAGAUGUCUCAAGUUCUGGAUGCCAUGUUUGAGAAGUUCUGCACAGAUGGAGAGCACAUCAUUGAUCAAGAUGACGAUGGAGACAACUUCUAUGUUAUUGAAAGUGGGACAUUUAACAUAUUCAUGAGGGUUGAAGGCACAGAGAAGAUGGUAGGCUCCUAUGACAACCGAGGGAGCUUUGGGGAGUUGGCGUUGAUGUACAACACCCCGAGGGCAGCUACAAUAAUCGCCACUUCGCCUGGAGCCCUUUGGUGCCUGGAUCGUCUGACUUUCAGGAGGAUCAUAGUUAAAAACAAUGCCAAGAAAAGGAAGCUGUAUGAAGCGUUCAUUGAAACAUUGCCGCUUCUUACAUCGUUAGAGCUAUCAGAGAGAAUGAAGGUAGUAGAUGUGCUCUCCUCCAAGGUAUACAGUGAUGCACAACAGAUUAUUGCUCAGGGUGAUCUAGCCGAUUGCUUCUAUAUUGUUGAGUCCGGUCAAGUUAGAAUCACCAUGAAGAGGAGCAGGACAAAAAAAGACCAAGAGGAAGAGGAGGUAGACAUAGCCACAUGCUCCAGAGGCCAGUAUUUUGGGGAACUGGCACUUGUCACAAACAAGCCCAGAGCUGCAUCAGCCUAUGCUGUGGGAAGCGUCAAAUGUUUGGUCAUGGACGUUCAGGCCUUUGAGAGAUUGCUUGGCCCAUGCAUGGACAUCAUGAAGAGAAACAUUGCAAACUAUGAAGAGCAGCUGGUCACCCUGUUUGGUUGUAGCACUGACAUUGAGGAACAAAAUGCAUGAAAUUUAGAAUGGAAAUAACGGACCAUGAUUUAGAGGAUGGGGGGAAAAAAAGAAAAAAGUCUUUCAUGGGUGACCCCACUGCCCCCAACCAACCCCCUGCCCCAUCCCAAAUUUCUCAUAAAAAAUGUGAAAUUCCACUAAAAAUAUUUGUGAUUUACACUUACAAACAAACAUAGACCAGCCGACUAACUUAAGUAUCUGAGAUAAGAGAAGGCGUAUUUUAAAGCAGCCCAUUCAAGUAUUAUGACAAAAGUUAAGUAAGCCAAAGCAGAGUUGCUUAAAGGUUGUUUAAAAUAGAUUCCACUUAACUCUCACCUUAAAUUUUGAGUGUGCAUUUCCUUUGUCACUGUCACAUACUGUAUGUUAUUUGUUUGUAUAUUGAACACUUGUUAACUCUUUUUACGUCUAUGCCACAGUUUCAUGGUUAGGCCUACAGCAUAAUAUCCUUUGUAAAUUUCAGAAUACUCCUUGUUAGAAUUUCACACCAAAGGUAAUUUCUUGCUGGAUCACUUGUGAACUGUUAUGUUAUGUUCUCUUGUUGUUUUUGGCAAGAGGGGACUCUUGCAGUGUAGGAAACACUCGCACCAUGAACUGCAUUGGUAUUAAAGUGCCACAACAUGAGAAGAAAUCAGUAGUGUUAGUAAGUUGGAAAUAUUUAUGCGAAUCAUUUUACUUCUGAACUGCAUCCUGUUUUUGGAUAACACCUUUCACAUUUACUUGUGACCACCAGAGAAUGUAGACUUCCCUGUGGUGGUAGUGGGCCAACUUUUUAAGAAAUACAUUUCCCCCGUCAUGAGAUUUCUUUCCUUGAAUACCUAAACUGUAUCUCAUUGUUAGUAAGUGUUUCGUGGCUGUUAGCCUAAUACUAUGCUUUUGCACAAGAUAAACUUCAGAUAGCUCAUAGUUUUGUAAGAAUAUACAUUGCUGUACAAUUUGAGUAUUUACUGUUAUACCUUUAAUUUGAUAAAUUGCCCUUGUAGACUGUAGUCGUUAUAAGCAAUGUCUUGGAGCAGUUGAUUUCUCUGUGUUUUAGUGUAAAAUUUAAGUUAUACUGUUCUUGUAUCUGUGAAACAUACAUUAUAAUUGAUACACCCAUUAUUGCUGUCUACCUCUGCCAACAACAAAUACUGUUUGGAAAUUCAUAUUCAAGUAUUUCCUGUCGACAGGAAGCAGUAGUGGUUCCUUUCUUGUUUUUAUACAGUAAUUACAGUCCUCUGUAUUUUUGUCUGUGGUUUACUGUAGCUUAAAUAGUUUAGAGAUGAUUAACACUGAUUUCCUGUAUAAAAGAAACACUCCAAUCUUAUUUCCCCCUUGUGCAGGUAGUUCUGGUAAUUUGGCUACACCAUGAUAUAGGCCGAAAGUAUGUUUCACUUUUCAUGUUAAUAAAGAUCAGUUUUAUAUUU
Molecule: messenger RNA, 2898 nt
Organism: Myripristis murdjan (pinecone soldierfish)
Lineage: Eukaryota; Metazoa; Chordata; Actinopteri; Holocentriformes; Holocentridae
Gene: prkar2b
Product: protein kinase cAMP-dependent type II regulatory subunit beta
Exons: 11
Coding region: 278-1495 (405 amino acids)
Biological process (GO): negative regulation of cAMP-dependent protein kinase activity
Cellular component (GO): cytosol; cAMP-dependent protein kinase complex
Molecular function (GO): cAMP binding; cAMP-dependent protein kinase inhibitor activity; protein kinase A catalytic subunit binding
Source: RefSeq, a predicted model, not a curated record